This is a messenger RNA of Hemiscyllium ocellatum (epaulette shark), 1215 nucleotides long. Its product is annotated as G-protein coupled receptor 83-like. The record is from RefSeq and is a predicted model, not a curated record. The transcript is spliced from 5 exons. NCBI's taxonomy places the organism in Eukaryota, Metazoa, Chordata, Chondrichthyes, Orectolobiformes, Hemiscylliidae. Bases 1 to 1215 code for a protein of 404 amino acids. Gene Ontology annotation, biological process: neuropeptide signaling pathway. Gene Ontology annotation, cellular component: membrane. Gene Ontology annotation, molecular function: neuropeptide Y receptor activity.
AUGGCUAACGAGUCUGCCUUCUCCCGGGACGAUCUCCUUCAGCCGGGCGGAACCUUCAACGAGUCCACCUUCAGCAAUGUCUCCGUGGAGCUGCUGAGGAACCUCAUCCACUCGGUCCGGCACAGUACGGGCUCUCAGACCCUGACGGUCAGGGCAUUACUGAUCGGCGCUUACACACUCACCAUCACCGUCUCCCUAUUCGGAAACCUCCUGGUGUGCCAGGUAUUACUGAAGAACAAGAGAGUUAACACAGCAACUGGCCUCUUCAUCACCAACCUGGCCGUAGCAGACCUGAUGAUAACUCUGCUCAACACCCCCUUCACUCUGGUCCGGUUUGUGAACAGCACCUGGAUCUUUGGCAAGACUAUGUGCCACGUCAGUCGUUUCGCCCAGUACUGCUCGCUCCACGUCUCCGCGCUGACUCUGACCGCCAUCGCCCUGGACAGGUACCAGGCGAUUGUGCAUCCUCUGAAGCCUCGCAUGUCGGUUCCCCGGGGUAUCAUCUGCGUCGCUGGCAUCUGGGUCCUGGCCUCCUGCUUCUCGCUGCCUCACGCUAUUUACCAGAGGCUCUUCCGCUUUGUGUACAGGGAGACAACAGUCCGGAGCCUUUGCGUUCCCGCUUUCCCGCAGCCCUCCGACGUGGUCUGGAAGUACUUGGAUCUGGCCACCUUCGGCCUGCUGUACGCUCUGCCGCUGUUGGCCAUCACCGUGGCCUACACCGCGGUGGCCAAGAAGCUGUGGCUGAGGAACGCUGUCGGGGACAUCACCCUGGAGCAGUACGCUGCCCAGCGCCACAAGAAGAAGAAGACCAUUAAGAUGAUGAUGCUGGUGGUGGUGGUCUUUGCCGUCUGCUGGUCGCCCCUCAACUGCUACGUGGUACUCAUCUCCAGUCAGCUCAUCCAAAGCAGCAAUGCCCUGUAUUUCACCUUCCACUGGCUUGCCACCAGCAGUACCUGCUAUAACCCCUUCAUCUACUGUUGGCUCAACGACCGCUUUCGCUCCGAGUUGAGGGCGCUGGCCGGCCGGUGCUGUGGGCCGAGGAGCUCAGAAGCCAAGAUGGUGGCCCCCGUCUCCCACAGGGCAAUUCGGAGGGCCUGGCCAGAGGAUCGGUGCAGCUUUGACCCACGUCCUCCCGACGCACUGAUGGGAUCCAACCUGCCAGGCCCGUUGGGCAACAGCGGAGGUACCAAUCCAUCGAGCCCUCGCAAUCUGUGA